GCAGAGCCGCUUCGCGAAGUGAGGGCGGCCGCGCUCGUUGUGGGUGGGCGCGCGGCCGACAUGGCGCCCUCCGGGAGUCUCAGGAUCCCCGUGGCAGUGCUGCUGCUGUUGCUUUGGGGGGCUCCCUGGACCCACGGGCGGCGGAGCGACGUGCGGAUCAUCACGGACGAGAACUGGAGAGAGUUGCUGGAAGGAGAGUGGAUGAUAGAAUUUUAUGCUCCAUGGUGUCCUGCUUGUCAGAAUCUUCAACCAGAAUGGGAAAGUUUUGCCGAAUGGGGAGAAGAUCUUGAGGUUAAUGUUGCAAAAGUAGAUGUCACAGAGCAGCCAGGACUAAGCGGACGAUUUAUCAUAAGUGCUCUUCCUACUGUUUAUCAUUGUAAAAAUGGUGAAUUUAGGCGCUAUCAGGGCCCAAGGACUAAGAAGGACUUCAUAAACUUUAUAAGUGAAAAAGAGUGGAAGAGUAUUGAACCUGUUUCAUCAUGGGUUGGUCCAGGUUCUGUUUUGAUGAGUAGUAUGUCAGCACUCUUUCAGCUGUCUAUGUGGAUCAGGACUUACCAUAACUAUUUUAUUGAAGACCUUGGAUUACCGGUUUGGGGAUCAUAUACAGUGUUUGCUUUAGCAACUCUGCUUUCGGGACUAUUAUUAGGACUUUGCAUGAUAUUUGUGGCAGAUUGCCUUUGUCCUUCAAAAAGGCGCAGACCACAGCCAUACCCUUCCAAAAAAUUAUUACUAGAAUCUUCUCAACCUCUGAAAAAAGUGGAGGAAGAACAAGAGGCUGCUGAAGAAGAUGUUUCAGAAGAGGAACCUGAAAGCAAAGAAGGAAUAAACACAGAGUUUGCACAAAAUGCCAUAAGACAACGUUCUGUGGCUCCUUCAUUGGCCACAGAUAAAUCUAGUUAAUUUGUACAAGUAUAUUCAUAUGAUUUUGACAAAAACAGAAGAUUGAUCAUUUCUUUUGGUUUGAAGUGAACUGUGACUUGCUUGUACAUUGCAGGGUUCAGUCUAGAUUGUCAUUAGGUUGAACAGUCUACCUUCAGAAAAUAAAAGUAGCAUUAUUUGAAAAAUCAGGAUUUGAGAACAGUAUGGUGGUUCAAACAGUAGUUUAAUUUUUGAAAAAUCUGGUGCCAAGCAAUAAGAUUUCUGUAUGUUUGUUUCAUAAUAACCUUUUCAAGUCUGAGUUGAAAAAUUACAUUUCCCAAGUAUUGCAUUAUUGAGGUAUUUAAGGAGAUUACUUUAGAGAAAAAGAUUUCUCAUUUGAUAUAAUUUUUCUCAGUUUCACUGUGUGAAAAAAAGAACAUAUUUCCCAUAAAUGGGAACUUUGCCCAUUGUCUCAAGAAAUGUGUAUUUCAGUGACAACUGUGAGGUCCUUUUAGAGGUAAAUUCCAAAAUUUAGUCAUAGCUUUAGAGUAUGCAACUAAUAAAAGCUACCUUACUUUAGUUACAGUUUUCUACAUAUGAUAAUACAGGAUAUGUUUAGGAAGAUUUUAUAAGCCCAUGAUGUUGUCUUGAUUCCUAUAAAAGGUUGGUUGCCUUUUUGUUCUCCUCUGUUCAGUGUAUGAUUUGUAUUUUUCUUACCAUGAGUUACAUUUUUCAUUUUCCAAAUUGGAUAAUUUCCUGGAAAUGUUUUUCAUGUUUUAA
This is a messenger RNA of Globicephala melas (long-finned pilot whale), 1638 nucleotides long. Its product is annotated as thioredoxin-related transmembrane protein 1. Gene Ontology annotation, molecular function: disulfide oxidoreductase activity. The record is from RefSeq and is a predicted model, not a curated record. Gene Ontology annotation, cellular component: endomembrane system. Lineage: Eukaryota; Metazoa; Chordata; Mammalia; Artiodactyla; Delphinidae.